UCUUCGCUGGACACAAUAGCAACAUGUUAAGAAAGAAAGCUUCGCUGGACAUGUUAAGAAACAAAGCUUUAUCAGCAGAUGUUUCAUCAAGCUUAUAGGAAAUGUUUCAUCAGAAGCAACCUCAAACUUAUCGGUCAAAUGGUUUAAACAAUAAAUACCUGAAUGUAGAAUCUGACUGUGUAAAUCCCUUCUUCGUUGUGCUCAGGAGUGAUUAUAACCUCUGAUAUACAGGGAGAAGCACCAAUAAUUUAUUGUGGAAAAAUAAUAUCAUAAGGUUUCUAGUUCAAAGGUACUUUUAGUAUGCUAUUACUGAUUGUAGGGAGAAGCACCAAAAAUUUAUCAGCACUCUAAACCAAACAAUAAGACCUUGGGAGAGAAUGGACUCAUGUUGGUCAUAGCAUGGUAAGGUCAAUUUAACUAUUUGUGUUUCACCCUAAGAUCUGGUCCUGUGUUUGGUGUAAUUAAUUAAAGAGUUAAAGCAUGCAUACCUUGGUAAAUUGUGAAGAAUAAAGAUUCAAGCCAUGCCAUGAGAAUGUCAUUGACUAUUAAAGAAAAUUUGCAGGUUAUAUUAUUUCAUUAAAUUGGUACUAUGCACAGAAAAAUGAACAACAAUUAUCAUGCUAGACAACAAUUGUAUUCAUGAGACACAUAAUGUCUUUUGAGUUUCCUAUAUCUCAACAAGGUGAAAGUAAUAGCCUGGCAAAUAAAAGCAGAUGUUUGUGCAUAGAAUCAAGUGUUAUUGGAUUACAACCUAGAAGGCUAGAAGACAAAAAAAAGGAAACAAAAAGUGAUAUUUUAUUUGGUCUUUUUAGCAUUCAUGAUAUUCAUAUAAUCAUCUUACCAUGAAAUGUUCUGUUCUAGUGCAUUGGUCUAUUGCAAGUUCACAGUUUUGACAAAUAUUAGCGACUGAUCUCAACUCUUAAGUCUGAUGCUCAAAUUUUUGUGUGCAUUUUACUAAGACUAAACUGCACUUUUUAAAAAUAUAAAAAGAAGAUAUCAGUUGAACAAGGUUAGAAAUGUGAAACAAAUAUGGUAAAUUAAACUUGUAUUUGAAUGUCUACAUACUAUAUAAUAUGCAUACUUCUCCCACUUACCUUGCAGCAACCAAAAAAUAUCAUCGGUUUCUGAAAUAAAUUACAACUAUCAUCUAAAAAUAUAUUUACAACUUAAAUGAAAGGUGGAAGCUGGACAUUAUAUUGUGCCAUAAUGAAGCAGACCAUAAAUAUUUAGUGUUGGCUUACCAUUAGCAUGCCCUACAAAUUUUUGAAGGGCAGAUUUCCGCAAUGGUUCAGUCUUGGAUCCAGCACACAACAAAGAGCGAUAAGAAUCCUUCCAUCCUAAAUAACAUCACUGCAUCCUAUAUGGAUCUAGUUAUUCAUAAAGUAAAUAAUUUCACUCUAACUAAGAAGAGUGUCUAUAAGUACCACGAAACAAACGCUCUGCACAACUGAGCUUAUUGGGAAAACUUGACCACAGAUUAUAUAAUCAUCUAGUAUCCAUCAACAGUAACAACAAUCAGGGAGAAUGCGUCUAGGAAUUUCUUAGUCAGAUCAUACCAUUUAUAAUUGAAAUAAAUAAAAAGCAGACAAACGGGCGCAAUGGCUGCACACUGUUGAUCUACUUACUGAAGGUGUUGGAGUGAGAGGUUCUUCUUGUAGGAGUCGAGGACAUCCCAGAGCUUCUUCACCCCAUCGCCACCGCUGCAGCUGGAGGUCGCCUGAGCCUGGGAAGACAAGAAGGGCACGACGGGAGGGAGGAGAAGGUCACGUCGGCAAGCCCAGCGACUUGAGGAACUCGAUCAACGGCAGCAGCUUGCCCUCCGUGGAGAAGGGCAAUAGGUCGGCGCGGCAGUGCAGGUCGGGCACACCGAGCGCGGGAAGGAAGUAGAGCAUCUGGAAUUCUGGAUGAGGCGGGGCCGGAGGGGGAGAGGGAGACAAGAGCGAGCGGGGAGAGGAAGACAAGAGCGAGCGACUCGCGGCGACAGCGCUCGGGACUCAGGAGGCCGGGAGGGACGGCGUGGGAGAGAGGAGAAGUACGAGGAGAGAGGGUGUGAACAUGUGGCGUGGCUGCGUGGGAGAUCAUGGCUAGAAAUUUCGCGUCCGUGGGAACUGGGAAGCGAGGUUUCGCGUCCGCGUGCGUCGGACCCACAAAGGACACGGGUCAUACGACAGAUGGCGCGCAUCCCACCGGACGCGGGGAGGCGCCGAAACCGGGUCAGAUUUUAAGACUUUAGAUGUUCAUCCUUACCAAAGUGUUCCAUCAAGGCGCCGCAAAACUCAGACCACGGUAAUUCAUGGCAUAAUUCAUGGCAGUGAUCUCCCAAAGAUGAAAACCAAUGUGCGGCCACACCCGAAAAAUGCAUGGACGCUACCUUGAUCCACAAGUGUGAUUCCACUACAUACAUGUCAAAAUAAUCAUGGGCACGACGAAUCCAAAGUUUAGGAAAUUCGCCGUCAAACGUAGGGAAAUUCAACUGUGGUAAACGGCCACGAAUCGCACCCCCCCAAUCCCACAAUAGCAGCUGGCUCACAACAGUUUCCCAAAGGUCUUGUUCGGUUAUUUUCAAUCCAUAUGGAUUGAAGGGGAUUGAUACGGAUUGAAGGUGAUUUUGAAUUACUAGGGAUUGAAACUCCCUCAAUCCCUCUCAAUCUAUAUGGAUUGGGGUAGAAACGAACAAGCCCUAAACGAGAGGAACGAGGAUCCACAACAUGAACGAUAGGAGUAGGAGUUAGUAAAUUGUGUGUACCCUUGACCGGGGAUGAACAAGGGUCGUAACCGACCCAUACUUGUCUCAAAGUGAUGCCCAUGGGGCGAGUUGGCCGAAGAUCCGACCAACGGUCGUUCAUUGGCCGUAGGCACAUGAGAGAGAACGCCCGCCAUGGAGGUCGACUUGUCCACCACGGCGCGCUCCCAAUGCUUGGAUAUCUUCCCAACUUCCAACCGCAGAUCAUCCAUGGCGCCCUCCAUACUCAUACGCCAGUCAUCGAACACCCCAGAGGCUUUCUCCAAGGCCAUGACACGAAUAUCCUGGUGAAAUCCGAGAAGGAUGCAUCCCAACGCGCCUCCUGAUCUGUGAUCCAAGGAUCCCAUCUGGAAUCGUGAUCGGCGAACCGCCUCGCCAUUUCCUCCAGGAUAAUCUGUGUUUCUGGAUUCAUGAGGGCUUGACGCUUCUGAAAUUUGGUAAAGUGGGAAUGACCACCGGUAGACUCCAGAUCGAGACUACGGUGACAGAGUCACCAAGAUCGUUGGCUUUGAUACCACUGUUAACACUAGAUGGUAACGAUGGAAGAACAACAGAGAAUUGGUAGAGAACAGCAGAGUGAAAAGUAGGCUAGAGCUUGAGAAGAAGUUGGGUUUAUGUUUUUCUUCUUACAUGCCCCGCAACAGAUGACCACUCAGCCUAUAAAAACCCUCACACCCGUUCGCCAGAAUCCAGCACAUUAACCCACGACGGCCCAAAAUUUCUUGUGCUGCGCUUCUUCGCUCGAUUUGAAGUCCUCGUUGGCUAUGUAGAUGUAGCUACAUCGUCAACAUGUUCACUGCUGACAACAGAGUCCAUUGGAAACCGCAACAAUAGACUAUCCACGUUUUUUUGCGGAACCAUGCCUAUUUAUAUAGUUUUGGUGGAGUUGGUCUUGUAUAGUAGAGAUUUUAAGGAGUACAAAGUCUAAAGGCAUCUCCGGAUCCUUCCUCGAAUAUUCAUAUGAUACGAAGACCCAAUCAUGAACCGCGUUUGUCUGUAGUAUCCUUUUUAUUUGUCCAUAAUAAUGUAAGCAGGCAAGCGCAGUGACGACUGACCUCACGACCACCCUGAACUUCUCGGAUCGACACCUCAUGGUCAGCCGGUCAGGGACACUGUCAAAGAUCUGAAACCAAGUUGCAGUUCGGCACUCCGGCGACACGCCAUGAGGGGAUUAAGAAAAUGCAGCCUCUGAGGUCAGACGACGGGUGCGAUCGCCGUUGCCGUCGCCAUCUCCGGGGGAGGCGAUGGCGCGUCCGCGUGCGUGCCGGCGGCAGAAUCCGUCCUUGCGCCUGUGCCGCCGGGUGCGGCUUCCCGCAAUGGACAACAGCUAUGGGCCUACGGGCUACGGCUGUGCUGCUCCGCCUCUUCAAGAUUGCGAGGUAUUAUAGUACGGUUUUGGCGUAGAAUACUUGCUGUGUGAUCCUAGCUGAUGCUGACAGACCACCUAACCCGUGGUGUUUGUUGGUAGACACGAUCACACGAGCAAGCAGGGAUGUAUCUGGACGGGCAGUGGACGGAGAUCUUGGUUUGUUGUCUUGGCCAAAUCUAACCUCUUGGGGUCUUUGUCUCUGUAAAUGGAAGUUGGAUAGGGAAGACAAAUGUCAGUGUCAGUCAAAACCAUAUGUGAAUUCGACGAUUCGUUCAUCAAUUUGGAGAUCUGCAGCUCUGUGUUUCAGUUACAGAACAAAUUCAGACAGAAGCCACUGUCAGAAUCUGCAGAAACUUCCAAAUCGAUUUUUUUUUUUGGCCAUCAGACUAUAUCAACAAUUAAACUGAUGAGAGGAGACAGAUUUACCUUACCAGUAACAGAAGAGACGGUCUGGUGACAAGUUCAUGUCAGGGAGGCUCCAAACCGGCGCUUUUGAGCCUUGAAUCAGUAUUAUAUAUGGCUCAAACAUGUCGCUGUCAUGCCGAGUAAACCUAUGGGCUCUUACUUAGACUGGCCAUCCACUUCCUCCAGUUUCUGCAUUAUGUUAUCUUAAUAGCCAUCCGUAUAGUAGAUGCUGUCAGUGUCAACACCUAGGACCAAGUUGCUACAAACUAAUCCUUUGAACUAGGAAUUCUGAGAUGUGUAGUUCAAUUCAAGCAAUGUACUGCUUUUCUGUUCAUACAUAUAUGCACGUUUAUUGGCGCGAAAGUGGCCAAAUUCUUCAUUGGCCGGUUUUUCCACCGAUGAGACAAAACAAAACGGGACUGUGGAAUCUUUGCCUCCAAUGAAGGGGAAGAUACCUGCCAUCGCUUUGUUUAGUCCCAGCUUGUGCUAGUGCCACACUCAACUAGUGCAUGUCUUCUGUGCUUGAACUCUUCUGCCAAGCACCGUUUUAAUAGAUUAAUUAGUGUUUUAGGUGGGAUUCUAUUUUAUAACAUUGCAUUCGUUCCAUUGCUUCUGCUGCUUGAAUUUCAAAUGGUUGCCCUUGGUAACCUACUGCUGCAGUACUACUAAAGAAAGCUUUUCGUGACUCCUGCUAUCAUUAAUCUGGUCAAUUGGUGCGCCAGGAGAGGGAAGAUUGAGCUGGGAGGGGGUUCAUGGAGAUGGAGGGGAGGGGCCUGUCUGAUUUGUUCAGGAACACCAGCGAGGAGAUCUUCCUCAAGGCAGUGAUGGAGAACUCAAUGGGAGUGGCAGCAGCGCCACCAAGCAUGGAGAUGCUGGGGUUCAAGGCCAUGUCGCAAGGUCUCAGAGAAGACAGCGAGGAGCUGUUCAACAGCUGGCUUAUGAAUGAAGAGAUCCCAGGAUUUGGUUCAGCGAACAAUCGCCCUCGACAGCCAUCUAGGUUGUCAUCAGAAGCUGUAGGCCUUCCAAAUCAACAGCAUGACAUUUCUCAACAAAAUUUUCUCACUGACAACUUGGUUCCACAGAAUCUAGCAAUUCCUUCAGUCGAAUAUCCAAAUAAUCACAAGCACCAAUCACUCAAAAAUGCAGCAGAGAAGGGAAUGCAAGCCAGUGACUUACUUCUAGCAAAAGCCUGGUUCCACAGCACUCAACCAAUGACUAGAAGUCGUUCGUCAGAGUUAAGGAGGAGGUAUGCUGCAAUGCAAACUAAUAUGACACCAAUAACUAUAGGAAGCAUUGAAGCAAUUAACCAGUUAAAACAAGAUUUUACAACCACGACAAACAGCAUACCUAUGAGCAACACACCUGUUCAGACACCAAAUUUUGCAUCUCCUUCAAGUUCAUCAACAUCCCAUCUGGAUAAUCCACAUAUGGCAGCACAAGAUACUGUUACCUCAGUGGUGAGCAUGCUCAAGGACACGCUCGAGCGCAAGAAGCUUGGUAGCCAUGCUAACAAAGACACCUCAGUAGGCCAUCCUUUUGGAUUCUAUGAUACUCAGCAGUUUCAACAGAACAUUCUUGGAGGAACGGAUUUCUUUCCCAUCAUGACAACUGCCCAGGCUCAGGAUUCCCUGAUGCUUCCCAAGGUCGAGAGGCCCAUGGAACCAAACAAUGGUAGCUUCGUUCCUUCUACAAACCAAGUUUGGUUCGGUGCAGCUUCUCGAGAGCCUUCGCACAGUGGAUCUUCUACUGCUAUGACCACUUAUUCAGCUGGGUUCGAAAUGUGCGAUGAGCUACCACCUGCAGGGCAAGCGAUGUCUAUUUGUGAGAGCUCCAGAAAAAACGCUGCAAAUGGAACAACCAUCGGCAGAUCGAAAGGCAAAGAAUACAGAGAGAGGGUACAACAGGAUAAUUUGAAAGAUGAGAGAAAGAUGAGCUCAACUAAUACUUCUGGAGCAUCGAAAGUUAACUCUGCAGCUGAUAAUGGAGAUCCUAUGAAAAAGCGCAGGGUUGAGCGCUCCCGCAAAAUGGCAGAAGCGAAGGAAAGAAGCUCUACACCAGUAAUACCGUCCGACAUGCAGGCCGUUCUUAAGCGCUGCGAAACCCUAGAGAAGGAGGUUCGGUCGCUAAAGCUUAAUCUGUCCUUCAUGAACAGGAAAGAUUCAGAGCAGACCAAGCAGAUCGAGGAGCUUCAACAGAAGAACGAGGACUUGGCCGAAGAGAAGGAGCGGUUGCUGGAAGAGAUCGAGAGAAUUGUCUCCGACCCCAACACUUGAGCACCCAAUCUCCUUUUUUUUUGGGUAACUUAUUUUUGUGUACUAAUAGAGUUAGGCUUGAAAUGGUCCUUGAUACAAAUACGUACAGUCCAGCAGGGCAGCAAGAAUUAAGUGCUGGCCUAAAUGUAUCACCAUUCUUUCCUUGUUAUCACAAGUUUAAUGUAUAUUAAUACCAACAAGCAAAGGGAUCAGGGAUUACAGUUUACUUCCUUUGACUUGUAUCUUGAACUAAUUACAGUAUGAAAUGGAGCCCAAAAAGGGUGGUAGCA
Zea mays is the source of this 7059-nucleotide messenger RNA. Its product is annotated as protein CYCLOPS. The record is from RefSeq and is a predicted model, not a curated record. Gene Ontology annotation, cellular component: nucleus. Gene Ontology annotation, molecular function: sequence-specific DNA binding. Gene Ontology annotation, biological process: arbuscular mycorrhizal association. Bases 5270 to 6790 code for a protein of 506 amino acids. Lineage: Eukaryota; Viridiplantae; Streptophyta; Magnoliopsida; Poales; Poaceae. The transcript is spliced from 10 exons.